Molecule: messenger RNA, 869 nt
Organism: Malania oleifera
Lineage: Eukaryota; Viridiplantae; Streptophyta; Magnoliopsida; Santalales; Ximeniaceae
Product: transcription factor HY5
Exons: 4
Coding region: 123-620 (165 amino acids)
Biological process (GO): regulation of photomorphogenesis; positive regulation of transcription by RNA polymerase II; response to red light
Cellular component (GO): nucleus
Molecular function (GO): DNA-binding transcription factor activity, RNA polymerase II-specific
Source: RefSeq, a predicted model, not a curated record
GCGCCAUUUGUUGACUCCAGCCUGCAAAAGUUUAACAUUAAUAUCCCGCUUUUUUUUUUUUUUUCCCUUCUCUCUCUAAAACGAGACGAAUCUCUCUCUCUCUCUCUCUCUCCCCGAAGAAAAUGCAAGAGCAAGCAACAAGCUCUAUCGCCGCUAACUCUCUCCCGUCGAGCAGUGAGAGAUCAUCAAGCUCUGCUCUUCAGAUUGAGGUUAAAGAAGGGAUGGAGAGCGACGACGAGAUCAGGAGAGUGCCGGAGAUCUGCGGGGAGGCGACGGGCAACUCGGGCGUUUCAACGGUGUCGGCGGCCGGUCCGGACCGGGUUCAGGCGUUGGCGGAGGGGCACCGGAAGAGAGGCAGAAGCCCAGCUGACAAAGAGAAUAAGCGAUUGAAAAGGUUGCUGAGGAACAGAGUGUCAGCGCAGCAAGCGAGGGAGAGGAAGAAGGCGUACUUGAAUGAGUUGGAGGGGAGGGUGAAGGGCUUGGAGAAGAAGAACUCGGAGCUUGAGGAGAGGCUCUCCACUCUGCAGAAUGAGAAUCAGAUGCUUAGACAAGUAUUGAAGAACACGACGGCAAGCAGGAGAGGAGGGAGCGGGAGCUCCAAUGGAGAUGGGCCUUUAUGAUAGAGAAUGAAUAAGAAAAGGGUUUAGGGAAACCUUGCCCCUCUAUUUUAUUUGUAUUUCUAAGCUUCUAAAGUUUUCGUAGCUUCUACUAUGUAUGUAUAUAUAGCAUUCGAAUGAGGCAGCAAAUGAAGCUCUGAGCGGCUUUAUUAAUCCUAGAUUAGUGCUUUUUACCCCUAAUUUUUGUGAUUUGCAGAGACAUGCAGUCAUUUAUGAGAAAUAAGUAAGGGUAUCGGAGUAGUUUGGUAGAAA